AACGGUAUCAAAAUAAGGGGAGAGUUUUUGAAGCGGUACCGAUGAACGAGCGCUCCUGGCACACAGCACAGUACUGUUGAGGGAACUUCAGCUUGGCAGCCGAGAGCAUUUCAUUUCUCAUCCUCCCUGCUGACGUCUGACUUCCGCAUUCCUCGCUCUUCCCGAUCAGGGAUCAGCGCUCGAGACCCGAGCUGAUGCAACGAUCCCCGCUCUUCAAGAUCUACUCGCGACCUCCGGCUGACGUCACAAAGGGAUUCCACUCGCUCACCUCGAGACCAAAGUCAGCUGUGGUCACGGGCGUUUGUGACAUGAUGCCGGGACAGCUACCGGACCCCUCGGUGACCGCCGGCUCGCUGCCCAGUCUGGGCCCUCUAGCGGGCAUUUCUGCCACCACACUGACUGAACACAUGAAAUAUGCUGACCUCUGCAACCUUGGGGCCAUGCUGUCCCCUUUACAUCUACUGGGGAAGCUGGGCAAGCGGACGCUCCCUAUUAAAGCCGAGAAAGAUGAAGAGGAAGACCGGAGGAAAAGACGGCGAGAGAAAAACAAAGUGGCAGCAGCAAGAUGUCGAAACAAAAAGAAAGAAAGAACAGAGUAUCUACAAAGGGAAUCUGAGCGUCUAGAGAUGAUGAACUCGGAGCUGAAAGCACAGAUCGAGGAGCUAAAGCACGAACGACAGCAGCUCAUACUGAUGCUCAAUCGCCAUCGGCCCACCUGCAUCGUGAGUACAGACAGCAUCAAGACGCCUGAGAAAGAGGCCAACCCUCUGCUGGAGCAGGUGGAGGCCAAAUGAGAAGGAACCACGCAUUUCCAUGUUACUGUUUACAGGUCAGCUCGUCUCCAGCUAGCUGAAGCACUUGGUUUGAAGCACUUGGACAUUUUAGGGAAGAGAGAAUGGCGUCUCUGACUUGCGAGGUUGGAGUUUAGAGACUAAACAAAGCAAAAAGAAAAACACACGGAUGGCCUGUGUGUUGGCAGUUGUGAAACUUUUGUGGGAUAGUUUUUUUUUUUGGUCAUAAAGUGCCUUAUUUGUAUUAGUCCAUUUAGGUGUUUGGAAAGAAUUGUCUAUAGGUUGUUCUGAAUUGAUGAAAACAUGCAUGUUGUGGCCUCGCCAUGUUAACCGGAUGAUUCUUCACGGACUGUCUCAACGUUUAUUCACCAUUUGCUGCCUUCAGUUGCGUUUUAGUUUUUUUUCUGACGCAGGCGUCAUGUAUGCACAUAUGUAUGAACUGUUUACAUCUUGCCAAUUUAUUAUAGUUAUCUAGUAUAUAAAUAUAUAUAUAUGAUUUUUAUACUUCUUGUACAUGGACUUAUCACUAGAUGUGAUACAUUUUAUGCAACAAUUUCAUAACCUCUAUUUCUGUGACUUAUUCAAUUUGUUGUAUAGCUGUGAAAACUGCAAACAGUUAUUAAACGAGUGAUUUCCAAAUGUUAUUUUGCAAUGCUCAGAAUUUUUAGAGUUGGUCAACCUGUAGCCGUUUACUGUAAAAAUUCUUUCAAGCUCAGUUUCAUUUUCAUUUCCCUUUUUCUUCUUGACUUAGGCAGAGUGAAUAUAUCAAAUAAAGCAAGGCAAUCAGAAAAGGCAGCUAAAGAUAGAAUUAAAGGCUGCUUUGUUUACAAAAAACAACAAACAAACAGGUGCUUCAAACAUUUUCUGUUUUGUAACCUCUUUUGUCUGUCAUUAGCCCCAUCAGCACAUUCCAUUAAACAGUUUUCCUACUAAAUCAUAUCAUACCUGAUAUUAUUUAUAAAUAUAAUGUACAUUAGUAGU
Molecule: messenger RNA, 1772 nt
Organism: Sinocyclocheilus rhinocerous
Lineage: Eukaryota; Metazoa; Chordata; Actinopteri; Cypriniformes; Cyprinidae
Product: jun dimerization protein 2
Exons: 5
Coding region: 195-794 (199 amino acids)
Biological process (GO): regulation of transcription by RNA polymerase II
Cellular component (GO): nucleus
Molecular function (GO): RNA polymerase II cis-regulatory region sequence-specific DNA binding; DNA-binding transcription factor activity, RNA polymerase II-specific
Source: RefSeq, a predicted model, not a curated record